AGGUAGUUUUUUAAAAGCACUUGAGCUUGAUGAUACUGUAUGAAAUAAGGGAAUGAAGGCAGAAACCUUUGAAUUUUCCCCAUCCACAUUGGCCACACUGAGGCUGAAGGAUACACAUAUAACGUCCUGCAGGUUGCAAUAAAGUGGAUUGACAUUAUUUAUUUAUUUAGAUAAUUUUUUGGGCAAGAAACAGGGACAAAUGACCAUACAUUUAUAAAAAUUACAAAUUAUAAGAUUAAACCAACAAAUGGAGAUUGCACACACAGAAUCAUAUAAAUAUACCGGUAUACAGCAAAGACAAGAAACUUAAAUAAAACCUGUCUAAAAUGCAGGCCCCCAGGAAUGCCUUAAAAGCCAAAUUAAGGCUUAUCAAGAGGCUCUCUGACUGCAUCCCCACAAAUUUGCAAAAAACAAAUGAAACGAAAAAGACUUUACAAGAAAGGAUCAGAAACACCAUACAGGUGUAUUAUUAAAAUAGGUUAAAAAAGCCCAUUGAAGAUUUUUGCAAGUGCCUGUCCACGAAAUAGACCAUUCGAACAAUUCAAAAAAAAAAAACAGGUAAAAGAUAAAUCCCAGCCACGAAUAACCCAAACCCAUGCAGAAAAGCAAUAAAGCCAAGGAACCCCAUACCUGCUCCAGCAGCAACUGCAUGGUCCAUACAUAGAAUGACAACUAGUAUACAACCAUUCCCUAUAAACAGUCUAAAAUCGGCAUAAGCAUCGUUAUUAUCACAGCUAGGAUUCUUUACAUGCCCCCUUUUUUUGGUCAGUGUCAUUUGAUAUUGCAGAAAUGGAAAGCCUAUUGUGUGAAAUGUACAUGUAUCUAUUGUUGUGUGAUUGGUACUGUAAUUUCACCACAAUCAAAAAAAUGAGAAUAAGGAAGUAUGUUUGUGUUGCUUGUAAUGCAUGUGAAAUAGCUCCCAUGUACAUACAGGUAUGUACUGGCACAGCAUACUUAUUGCACAAUAGGUCUUAACUGAACCUUUGGACUUUUAUGUGUGUGAUACCCAAAUCAUGAAAUGAUUGCACAGAUAUCAGGGCAGUAGGUUAAGUUUGCAUUUUCUAGAGUUGCUGUAUUCACCAGCUUGUCAAGGAUAAUUGAAAUGAAAUAGCCUGCUUCUAAAUAUUUGGGGAUUCAUUUCUGUGUGAGGGUGAUUGCUGUACAUUGGUUUAUUUGGGAACGCAUUGUUGGGUUACCAGAGUCAACCCUGCAAUCCAGCAUUGAAUAGAACUGCAUAGAAUAGAGCACGUUCGUUGGACCAGUCUUCCAGAUCCGUGUCAAAUUAGAAUGAUGAAGUGGAACACAGCCCACAGCAUGUCAUGUUUAUCCCAUGUUGUGACUUGGCUCGGGUGUGGGUUUAUGUUAAUCAUUAACGGCUACAGAAGAUGUUGAGAGUUACAGCACUUGCUGAUUAGAGUUGUCAUCUUGGACUAUUGCUACUGGCUUGCCUAUAUCAUGUACUGCCAACCAGUCAGUAUAACCAUUUAGAUUUUGAGUAGUGUGGUUUGAGCCUUUGUCAUAGGACUUCACGUUGAGUGUGAUUCCCUUUGCUUGUUGCUUAGCAAGAGAGGAUGUUGGUAUCAGUGCUAACACCUGUUGGGCAGAAUUGCCAUUGAUCGGAGGAGGUUUGGUUCUUCAUCAUUUUGCGACACUCAAUUGUUCUGGCCACCUAGUUGCCACGGGGACCCUGUGUAUUAAGACGCACAGCUUGGCUAUUUCUGGAGCAAUGCUGAAAUACUGCACUGCACUGUACAUGUACACAUGCAUGUGGCAUAGUGAUAGUGCAGCUGGUUAUAAGGUGCAAAUUAUAUUCCUAGGAUGGUACUUGCUCCUGUCUGCGUGGAACAUGUCACCCUCAUGAGGGACUUCGCCAUUUCUUCGGAGCUGUUUAUCAGGAAAAUCACAGAGUAAUUUCACCUUCUGACACCUGAUGACAUGCCUGAAGUUGUUGGAGUUGGAAUUUAUGCACAUGUACACUUUCCUUGCUGAGUGAAUGUGCUGUGGGGACCGGGGAUUGAAUGUCAACAUGCUGUAAUUGUCAAUCAGCAUGGCAGAGUAACACUACAUCCAGUCAACCAAUCAGCAUGCGCUGUCAAUGGCAACGAUAUCCACCAACCAACUCCACUCAGCCAAGGUGCUGUUGUUCUUCUGGGGAAGACUAACAUGUUCCGCUUCAAUCAUCCUGCCGAAGCAGCCAGACUCAGGGAGAAACGAGCAUCAUCUAUCAAACCCGAGGAUGUUGAGGAAAUAAGACGUCCUCGGAAGAACAGCGUAACACUCCGAGUUCAUAAUAACCUCACUGCUAUCACAGAAGAAGGCACCAGAAUACGCAAGAUUUCUCUCAGUAGAGAGACUCCACCGACUGGCCUGGACAGUCCAGCCUCCUUGCCUCGAGGAAGAAGCUUGGAGAGCUCAUCAACCUCACCGGUUCCUGAAGUCUCGCAGAUCAUGAUGUAUAACCCAGGGGUUGAGUUGGAGAGACAGCAUAAGAUCAAAGUGGACAAAGUAGAAAGCACAAGGAAGAGGCUAGAGGAACUGCAGGACAAGGAACGGCGCACGCAUGCAGCUCACAAGAAGGAAGAGGAGAGGAUGAAGCUGGCUUAUGAGGAGCACCAGCAGAUGAUCAAAGAGCAGCGAGAGUUACUGCAGAGGCUGAGAGAGAAGCAUGAGAAAGUGAAAGAGGAGACGGAGAAGGAAUUGGAAGAGAUGAGAGAAUGUUUAACCAAGGAACAUGAGCAAGGCUGGAAGCAGUUGGAACAAGAAUGUCAGACCUUGAGGAGAGACGAAGUGGGGAAAGCUUCACUUCCUGCCAUGGAUGAUUCGUUUCCACUUGUCAUUGCAAAGGAGACCGAUCAGUCACCUGACCUAUCAGUGCUUGAUGUGGACCGCAAGAGGCUAGCCCAGAUGGAGCUGAUCCACAAACAGUCGCAGAGGAAGGCUGAAGCUGCCCUGGAGAGGAGACAGGCAGCCGUUGACAGGCAGCGCUCUCAGUCACUGAGACUCAUCGAGCAGGAAGAGAGGAGGCUGCAUGAGAUAGAGUGCAUUCCGUCGCUCAGCGACCGUUUCGCAAGUGCUUCCAAUGACUCCCUGGAUUCCUCCUUGAAAUCUGAAGAUGAGACCGGCAAUGGCAAUGAGACAAGAGCUGUGAUUGGAUGGGACAGAGUGAGCCCCAUCGGUGGGAGGAGUGACAGUGAUAGUGCUAGCGGAAAGGCCCCAUCAAACUCUUCAGAUAAGGAAGAAAAUGGGAUUGAUUCCAAAGUGACUAAAAAAGCAACUCCCCCAUCAAGUUCUGACAGAACAGGACCAAAGGAACCCUUACCCAACAGAACUACAAAACCCACUUCUGGUAAAGCUCAAUCCUCUCCCCGGAUGUCAUAUAAACCUCAGGGUGCUAUGUCCUCAGGGAAGCCUGGACCAACUUCAAACACUGUGUUUUCAAGGUUGUACCAGCAGCAAGCACCUAAAUUUGAGUAUUUACGCCGUAAACCUCAGAGAUUGUAUGUGGUCGAUCAAGGCCCCAAACGUAGGAAUGAUGAAGGUGCAGAACUUCGAGGAAGGCAAAGGUCUCUUACUGAUGGAGUAGCGGAUGUUAAGGCAAGAAGCAACAGGCUUGAUGGAAAUACUGCACAUUCCAUUUCUCAAAGAAGUAAAAACCAAGCAUAUGUAAUCCAUAAUGAGUCUGGAAGCUCAUUAAAACCUGGCUCCAAACUAAGGACAAAAAGUGCGAGUCCCAGACGUCUCCUAGAGAAGGGGCCUAAAAGUAGAAAUUCAAUAUCACCAGCUGAAAAGAAAAAAGAUGAUGGUGGGAAAGAGAGAACUAGAAGCCCUCCAAAAACGCAUACCCCUAAGAUAAUUGAUCACAACUCCCCUACUAAAUGUCCUCAUUUAAACACAAAGACUGAAAUCAAAUCAAAGGCGUCAGGUGAAAAGGCAUCACCUCCAAGACGGACCAAAACUCCAUCCUCUGAAAGUGCAAUAGAAAAGGCGAUGAAACGAAAACCCACCGAGAGACCAAAAAGUGCUUCCAAAAUCAGUCAAGAACCAACUGUCUCCAAAGAAAAAUCCCCACCCAAUUCAAAAGACAAGGCUAAGGCUAAUCUACCAAGAGUAAUUGAACCUAUUUCCAGGGCGUUUGAAAAGCUGACACUGAAAACAACUCACCACUCAGAAGCGUUUUUUGUUGCUCUUAAUGAAGACAAUGAAACCUCAUCUGGAGUUAACAAUAAAGAUCAGUCUCAACCCAGUGAUCUUGGUGAUACAGUUCUUGAGAAAGAGCAAGAAUCUCUUGACAGGCAGCCUGCUGUUGGAUGCUCUGACUCAAUGGAAGAUGUGGGCUCUGCACUUCAGCUACCCAAUCUAAGUUCUUCUUGUCAUCCCGAAUUCAGUGUAGCAAGUGAUACCAUGUUAGAUGACAGCUUCUCUAUAACUGUUGAGGAGAUUUUGUCAGAUUCCAACGAGUCUUAUCCUGAUUCGCUAGAGGAUGCGGAAGAGCAGGAGCCAUGCAAGGAAUGCCAUGAAGAUAGCCUGGAUGAUGGAGAUCAUCAUCUUGAAACGUCCACUAAAAUUGGUGCCCAGUUAUCAAGAAGACGAAAAAGAGGUGUAUUCAUGGAGCUUGAAGGCAGUCACCUCAUCACAUGUCCAAAGGAAGGGACAGUGAAUGACGUGAAAGAAGAUGCCAAUUUAGUUUUGCAGGACUCGCUUCAAGGUACUCCUGCAGAGGAAGCCAUGGUAUCCCCACCGCCAGUCCUUUUAAGAGAAAACAGAUCAUCUGAUGAACGACCUACCAGUGGGUACAUUUCUGAAAACAUGGAUAACCACACACACAACAGUGAUGCUAAUCCUCUGAAGCCAAAUGUUAGGGAACACGAACUUUUAGCACCAGUUGAAUUGCCUCAGGAUGCGGCAACUUUCAAUGAGGUGGAGGACAUCAAGGAGAUCAAGUCAAGACCCGAUGGAGAUAAAGCACCAAUACUCCCAAACGCAUCCCCGGACAUGACAGUUAUUGAUUCUGGUGUUUCAACAGAUAACAAUAGUAUUACAUCUGACCACACUGCUCCUGCUGUGGAAGCCAGUCUUAAUGACCUCCCAACAACUAAUGCAGCUGAUGGUUCUGAAAAGCCCGACACAAAUCCUGCCACUGUUAAAAAUGAAGCAGAUAACAUCCCACAACCACAACUCAAAACUGUCAUCGGAAACCUUGCAAGCAAUGAUGAUAUUUUCCAAGAGCCAUCACUCAUAUCUCUCGCAAAUGUUGAGUAUGCUCCUGUUGUUGCUAAAGUUAGUAUCUCCUCAGAUGGAGAUGAUGCAGAUUCAGAGGAAUGGAGAGGACCUGAAGAUUUGCAGAUUGUGGACAAAUCGGAUGAACAUGUGACUGUUGCAUCUAAGGAAGCGGUUGGUUUGAGCAUAGAGGAUGUGAAGUCUCCUUUGAAAACAGCAAAGCACAAACUUACUUCCCCUUCUCUGAUUGAAACUGAGUUUACCCCUGAGAGUUUGUUGUUGACUGAAUGUAGUACUAAAGUUGUAUGUGGUGAUUCUGUUGAAAGGAAGAGCCCCACAGAAAACAUGAGCAGAACAUUACCUGCAGAAUAUGCUGCAGAUGAACUCAGAAAGGCAGAGUUGUCUCUGCCUGGUGACAAAUGUGAAGAUGUGCCAGAAUGUAAGGAGAUCACCGCAUCACCAACUGUUACUGAUCUCUCAUCAGUGUCUCAGAAGUCCCAAGGGUUACCAAGAAAACCAGUCAAACAAAAGGACCACUCUUCAUUACCCUUACCACACAAAACGGGGAAAAAGCAUAAGAAGCGUCGCACACUCAUGAAGUCAAAAUCAAGCAAAAAAGCUACACAAGAUCGGGAGCAUUUUGUUUCAGAUGGCAGUCAUAAGAAAGCACAUCCAUUGCUUCCAUACCUUUCUUUGGGAGCAUCACAAGAUGAUGCAGGGGAUACAAGAAGCCAGUCAAGCCCCUUUUCCAGUUCCCUCUCAAACUCCAGCACUACUACAUUCUCCAGUGAGCUCAGCCGGUCAGAUUCUUUGCAGUCAAGAAGCCCCGAUGAUGAAGUUGCCCUAAUAAGUGACGGAGUGAGUGAUCCUCCUGACCUUUCAGACAAACCAGCAACACCAACAGAUUUCAUUGUCAAACCCCUACCGAGCCCCCAAACUCUGGCAGAGUCAGUCUUCUGGGCCUCCUCCAGUAGUGCCAGCAACUCAGGGGAUGAGAUUUUAGAGGGUGAUCCUGUGGAACCACUUGAGAUUUUAGAGAAUGAGCUUGAUCAGAGCUCUGAACUGAGCAUAAAUUAUGAUGAUGAUGGAUCUAGUGGUGAAGAGAUGGCAGAGUUAGGCGAUCUUACCAUCGUGGCAGACGAACAACUUGAUACUGUAGAGGGUAAUUCGAAAAGAGUCUUGACAACUUCAUCAAAUGAAAUACCUCCUGUUUCACUCUCAGAUAAGAGGCAUGAGAGGAAAGGAAAUAGUGAUGGACCAAAUGGUCUACUUGCUGUAAAAGUGUCCCAAGGAGACCCUUUCAUUACAUCUGAAGAAGAGAAAUGCCCUAGACCACACAAUCAACAUGAAGAAAAUGCUCUUCCAGACUCAACCUAUAACUCACAAAUUUUCUGUGAAACAGAAUCAUCAUCAUCCACAGUCAGCGACAGGCCAACCAGAUUCAUCAGCAAGCUACAUAUUGAACCAUUCCAAAUGUCAUAUUAUAAGAGAGAACCCGGAGAAAGCCAAAACCCAGUAUCUGAUGGAGUGCCUUUGUCUGAUAUUUCAGUACAUUUUGACGGUAUUCCAAUAGAAUCCAGUGUCCGUUUGGAGCCAUUUGUUGCAGCUGCAUCAGUUACUGCCUCAACAGAAAAGCUUUCUGAGUUGCUAUUGCCAGAUGCCAACAAGACAACCAAUCUUCCAAGCGACAAAUACGUAGAAACAAACAGUGGGAAAGUACAGACAGAUAACAAAAUUGCUAGAUUUGUGCCCAUGUUUGAGAAACAAGGUGAUGUUAGAUUUAUGUCUGAGUGUGAUCAUCUGGAACUGGUUGAAGCUAAUGUACACUCAAAUGAUUACCCUUCGAAUGUUUCGGAUGACUCACAGAAGCCUGCAGUCCCUGAAACACGAUCAGCUAUGGGAAUUUCAAGUGGCAUCCCAGGAAGGAAGAGCUCUGAAGUAAUUUCAGUUGAAUUGAGAAAAAACAUGGUUCCAGAUGGGGCUAUUGUAGAGACAAAAGCAGAUGAAUCUCAAAAUGUGGUCUUGAAUCGAGGAAAAUUGGUCACUGAGAUUAACCCAAUGUUGAUACAAGACGAACUCAUGAGGCUACGUACUCUCGUAAACUCACUUGUUAUUGGACCCUUUGCACUUGACCUUCAAGAGUUACCAUCCACAACAUUAGAUGUCUCAAGAGAUUCUGCUGCUCUGAAGGUUGCAGAUAAUCCCAAAGGACAGGAAUCUCAAAGUGAGGAUUCCCAGAGUAGUGCAAGUCCAGAUAGCUCUGCCGAGGAACUCUCCAUAAUUGAACAGCUCAGAGGAUUAUCAGAGAAGCUAGGGUCUGGGUGUACCUAUCCUGGAGAAGAUACGCCUGAUAUAAUAGAGAGAGCUCGGUCACUCUCUGAUCAUCUGGAGCAGGCUCAUUCCAGUGUCUAUUCCCCAUCCUUGGUAGAGGAGCUUAGAGAUCUCUCAAGGCAACUGGAUGCAUCCCAAUUCUUAACAGCUGAAAAAUGUGAGGAAGAGGAGCUUUGCUUUGCUCAGGACUGGGAAGGUGGUGAUAAAUCUGUGCUAUUUCAAAGUGCACAGGACUUGACACUCUAUCAGACUGCCUUUGAGGUAACGCAAGAAAAUCUCCACCCUACACCUGUUGGUAGCCUGUCACUUUCUCCUGUCCAAAUGCAGAGCACGCCAGUUCCCCAGGAAAAUGAUUGCACAGAAUUUGUGGGGAUAGUAAUAAGUCCAGUUGUUGACCCUGUGAUGUACCUUUCCAGACUUGAGAAAUCAGAAUCUGUUGGUGAUGAUGAUGAUGUAGUUUUCCUUAAGGAUUCAGAAACUCAGAAAUCAACAUUUGAUGUAAGUGAUGCAUAUGACAUUGACUCUCAACCUUCUGAUGAAGAUGGCGCAAUGGACACAGCUGAGCGUGUAAUAUCAGAGAUGUCAUCAUUUAGACUGCAGCUGGACAUUCUCAGUGGGAGUGACACCGUAGAUGACGAUGAUGAUGACGAUGACUCCUCUGAGGAUUCAAAUGGUGAACCCACCAAGGGAGCUAAUAAUAGCAGCUGUGUUGAAGAUCAGAAGAGUCAUGAACUUCCUCGCAAGACACGGCCUCCUCCCAGUUCAAGAAGCUCGCUGGAGUGCUUGCUUCCAACCAUCUCAGAGGAGUGUCUUUCAUCGUCUGACAUGGAUGAGCCUCACACCAAACCAACAGAGUCGUCACCCGUAGGAAGCACACAGAAGAGUGAGGAAGAGUUUAUGAAUCUCAUCCCUGAUGAUGAUACUGACACAUCUGGACAUCCGCCAGAGGUAGAAGACCCAGUCCACACUGUGCCUGGUACCUCAUUCCUGAACACUGACGAACAGAUUGACAGACUGAAUGAGCCAGCCAUUCCAAUAAGGUUCCUGACAGCUGUUUCAAAGAACCUCUCUGAUGGAGGUCAGCAAGAAGCAAGCAGCUUGGAAGAAGAAACUUUAUUUGAAAGCCAGUCAGCACAUAGCCAACUGUUGGAGUCAGAGCACCCUACUGUAGCAAAAGUGUUCGAACCCUUUGUUGGAAAGGAGUUUGCUGCUACCAAGGCCAAGCUUAAUAUGUUGGUCCGUGUACUUGGAGGCAAUUGGGAAUCCCUGGGAGAGACAUCGUCAGAAGGCUCGGGUGCUUCAUCUCCAGUCCAAAUUGAAUUUAGCAUCACCCCAAGAGAGCAGAGGACACCCACAGAUGAUGAGACCAGUGUCUUUGCCAUUAACGAGAGGAUUGAUAGCGAAGAUAGAAACUGCAACGUUUUCACUUAUGAUGAGUCUGCACAGACAGAUUGGCUGGAAGAACAGGACCUUGCCAGUCAAACGGAACCUGUGCAUGAUGACAUAUCAACUAUAUCUGAAUAUGCUGGUUUUCCUUGCAACUCAGCUUCAGGUGUGGUAUUUGCUGACAGAUUCACACAAACAACCCUAAGUCAGAAAAUACCAACUCCAACUGCCCUGGAUUUAUCACUUCAUUGUCAGAGCAAUGUAGGUGCUUCUCUGUUGCCUUCUUUGAGCUUAGUAUCUGUGUCUUCUCCAUCAUGGCCUCUCUGCCCCACUUCAGUUGAUGGAAACACAGACAACAUUACCAAAGAUAGACCAGCACCCCACUUCUUUGUAGAGCAUGACCAAUUGGAUUCUUAUCCUUCUUUGCCACAAAAACCAGAGACAGUCUUCCAUGGUGCCGAGCUUGUGCCACUAAAACAUGGAGAUUCAGCUUCUCUUGUUCCAACAUAUAGUGAGAAGUGGGAGGCUGACAGAACACUCACUGAAGUCAGUCAACCUGAUUCUUUGCAGCCUCCCUUGUCACUCUUGCCCUCAGAGCCGGUUGUAAUCAAAACCUCAGUUGUUUUGAAGAAUGAGAUCAUCCAUUUCCCUCCUCGUCAAGAGGAUGAGCCCACUCUCCAAGUUGUUUCUGAAUUUGUGGAACCUACUGCAGGUGAGAAUUACCCUUCAGAGGAAGCUAAAUGCAGUGAUCUGAAUGGAGAACAGACAAAUUCUCUGAAAGAUGAUGUUGAAAAGACCAGCUGUUCAGACGAGGUUCCUGUUGAAUUUUUGAGAAAAACAACAGUUGUUUUGAAAGAGACUCAAUUUGUGUGGCCCAGCUUGCCACAGAAAAUGUCCAUGAGUAGCACUGUUGAAAGUGUCCCAACAUUGCAUAAUAACUCAAAAGAGCCAGCCAUAAAGACCCCAGUUUCUCCAAACGAAAGGCCUAUGAGCACACCAUUGCAGGAACAUGAAGAAAGGAGGAAACUUUCCCCCAGUUCUGCUCUGGAAGAGCUAGUACUUGGAAAUGCAGAUGGAUCAAAAGAUGUCAGAUUGACAUCACCUUCCAUGGAGGACUCCAAGCUUAAAAUUUCUGAUGGUAACUCAAUGAAGGAAAUUCCUGAAAUCAGGCUACUUGGACCUGUCGAAGAGAUUUUUGUUAAGGAAGCUGUUACUGUAAGUGACAAACCAGUCACAUGGCCUUUGACAGACACAAACCCCACCGACAAACUACCGGGGCAAUCCUGUAAUCCAUCUGAUACAAACUCCUUGUUUCAACCCAUCAGAGAGGAGAGCUUGUCUGUUCAAUCAUCCAGUCAGAAUCCAUCAUCCGAUAAUUUGCUCCCUGAGGAUGAAUCCACUAAGUCUCCUGAGCAUAGCCAACAGUUGCAAAUUCAAUCGGAGCACAACGGAGGCGACACGAGCCUGAAUGAGUUGAAGGAGUUAUCCACAGCAAUGGGUCUCUCGCCGCAGAGAUCCUACAGCACGGAUGAGGAGCUCGUACAAAUUUUCUCCAAAGGAGUUGCUCAUUUUAGAAGUCGCAAGCAAGAGAUUGUCAAACCGGAGCUGAUUGCUGUCGCAACCAACACAACUCCAGUGAAGUUAUCAUUUGAUGGUCAUACUAAUAGAGUUGAUGCUGCUGUGAUGACUGAUGUAGAGAUAGAGCAGGCUCAUGCUUACACGAGUAUGUCACCUGACAUUGAUCAGGAACUGUGCUUUAACCAAACAACUGAAAUUAUUCCUGAACAUAUUACACCAUUUGCUCAGUUAACUGCAAGCCAGCUACUCAGUACAAUCGUGGAUCACAAACCCAAAAGCAUGCCAGUUCAGCAGACAAACAUUUCCAACAUUGAGAAUAUUAAUACACAGGCAGUUCUCAGCAGCCUACACGAGACUGAAUCACCAUCUGUUACUACUGCAUGCCAUAAUCCGGUGCUGAACCAUAAUGAUCUAGAACAGCAGAAUCAAGCGGCUGUAACUCCCUCAUCUGCGCAUCUUACGAAGUUCGAUGGUGGUCUUGAAAACAGUGCUAAACUAUAUGGUGUAACUGACUUUGAGACAUUGGAGCUUCCAUCAACAAAAAAAUCCCAGGGUACUGAAAAAUCUCAUGUUUCAGAGGACAGUACCCUUGAGGAUAGUGUUGUAGAUUUUUAUGAGGAGGAGCAGAAAUUGUUGAAUGAGCUAAGGAAGAGAACAUGCGCAUCCCAAAAGGCAGCUAAAAGAGCAAUGGCUUGUGCCCUUAAACUCAGAGCAAAGAACCUUUCUGAUCAACCACUAGAGGAAGCUCUACAUUUUACCACUGCCCCCAGUGACCAGCAAUCAGAAACUGAGAUUCCAAAAAUAAGACAAGAUGUAAGCAAACUCAAAGAUGGAUCAAACCAACCUGACUUUUGUCAAGAGAAUUUCACUAGCAGUGGACGGUCUGAACUGUUCAAGAAAUGUGAAGCUGAUGACAAAGCUUCAGCGCUUGAAGACCUUCAUCUGGUGAAUGAGAUUGUUAACCAGGAAAGCCUAUGUAACAUACUGCCACUGGAGGAGUUUGCUCAAAAGUUAUUCCAGCUUGUGAAAGAGGGUGGCAAGGAGCAGAUUUCACCACCUACAAAAAUGAUCUCCCGGGCCAGAAUCACUUUGUGGCAACUAAAUCAGGAGGAUUGUGCAACUGAUUCAGAAGACAGUUUAGACUUUGCUGUCCACUCACCUGCAAAUCAUGUUGAAGACCCAGCGGAAACACGACAUGGAGCCUCACCACAUUCUCAGCAAACAUCCCUUGGAGCGCAGGGUGAUGAUCCUGAAGAAACCAACUUAGAUCAGCAGUCACAGCUACCCUUACCCUUGGUCAGUGAAAAUAUCCAAAAAGAGGCUUGUUGUAGCACAGAUUUUGAUGGACUGGCUUUAAAAGUGGCCAAGUUAGAGUAUUUUGGACCUUCCUCAAAACCAACAGAACCCCAAGGUAGUUCAGAUGAGAAAAGUCCACCAGGAUUCCUUUUCAAAUCAGGAUUCCUCGCUGAGUGGCAUGAUACUGAGCCCGGCCAAGAAGACCUGUCAUUUCUUGGAAGUCUUCCUCAGGAAACAAUCAAAAAGUAUGUUCCAGCAUUUGAAGUUGAACUUGUGGGUCCAUCUGAACUUGUCCAGGAAAAGGCAAUCUGUGAUCCCAGCUCUAACGAUGUGAAGGAUAAAUUGGCAAAGCUGGCAGACAGCACCGAAGCUGAGAAUGAAUGCACUAACAAUGCUGCAGAGAUUGGAGCAACAGAAGACAAGAAGUCUCAUCAAAAUAAGGAAGAUGCAGCACCACCUGAUGAUAAGAGUGAUGGCAGUCAUACCAAACCAGAAGACUGCAUCCGAAGGAGCAGUUUGAAAACUCAGAGACCAUUACUCAGAGCUUUCUCUGACAUCAGCUUUGAUUUGGACAAUGACUUGGAUGAGGACCUGCGAGCUCUGAAAGAAACAAAUGAGAAACUCGACCGCAUCUUUGCGGAGACUUCAAGCCUUGAGUCUGAUUUUGAGGAUAAAGAAGAACCAGAGCUCGCCGGACUUGUUGAUGAGGAUGGUGAUUCUUUUAUCCCUCGGAGAUCAUCUGCUGAGGGUGGGACAUCCUUCAGCUCACGUCUAAUUGAGCAGCCUCAGAAAGCACAUUCAGCUCCAGCUGAUCUCAUCCACAAAAACUGUAGUGACGGGAAUAAUGAAGACCAUGAACAAGGGGAAGAGGAGGAAGAAGGAGAAAUAUCCUCCCUCUAUCUCCGAGGUAUCCUGAUUUCACCAGGGAAGUUGGAGUGGCUUCUUGCUGACUCAGAGUCUGGAAACAGUAGUUCCAGAUCAUCACCAAACGAAAAGAGGGAUUCUCCCAAAAUGCACAAAGGGCUAAAUGGCAUGGAAAUAGAACAUUCAGACAUUGAAGGGCCACAACCAUCAACGAACGCCCUGUCAGAGCAUGAUAAUGGAAAACCUGCGUCAAAGUCAUGUCUUAACGAAACAUAUGAAGCUGACACUGGAGAUAACAACACUCAAGUGCAAUUGCAAAUAAGUAAUGAGAAGAUUGACGAUCCAUUAACAGAUCAGUGCAACUCAGAAACUGAUAAUCUGCAGAGACCAGCUGAGGCAUUUCCAAAGAAGGAUUUUACCUUUUCUUCAGCCAAAAGUGAAAUACCAUGUAUAGCUGACACAGGUGAUCUGCUUGCAUUAGCCAACUCCAAACCAUCCCUGCAUACAUGGCCUUUGAAAAAAUCUAGAUACCAACCUGGUGAAAUGCCACCAUCUCAAGAGCUGAAGAAAGAAAUUCAGUACCUGAAAAAAGGGCAAGCAGGCAAUUUUGAGAUCCCUGUUGGCUUAGUGGCUUAUCCACUUCUCAAACCUCAAAAGGAUGCAAAGGAACCUGACAGUGAAGGCCCUGAUGAGGAGAGCAAAGUGACAGCUGAUGUUUUCGAUAACAGUUUAACCCAAAGCAGUGGAAUAUUCAGUGCGAGCACAAGAGAUACUGAACUGUCAUAUUUGAGGGAGAGAAGACUUUCCUCAGAGCAGCUCGGCAGCUCUAGUUCUGAAACUGAGGAUGCUGACUUGAGCAGGAUUCAUGAGGAAUACCUUAACAUCUUACAGGAUAAUCAAGAAGCUGGGCUACAGCCUUCAACAAGUCCUGAGUCCACACCCACAAAUAUUUUUACCAAAACUGAUGAGGAAUCUCCUUUCGGCAGUAGCGGUCAGGAUGAGAGCUCUGAAAAAGAUCCAGCAACCAAUUCAGGAAAUGUCCAGCUUGGAGCCUCCUGGCCACGCAGGGUGCCCAUCAGCACAAAGCUGGACUCAAGGAGAGAUAUUGCUGUUGAGCUGAUGGAAGCUAGUUUGAUGUAUGGCAUAGGAGAGACAGAUGCUUUCCUGAAGUUCUUGGAAAGUGACUUGCCUCUUGAGGAAUGGAAGUCCCCACAGAUUACUCUCAGGCAUCGUCGCAGCCAAAGCGCGGGUACUCCUUUGUUAGAUGCAGAAUUGUCAAGACAUGAUCCAAGCCCAAGCAAGAAGAAACCUCGCCAGAUGAAACACAUCCCCCCACAGCCAACAAGUCUCAGAUCAGAAACAAACAGCAAAAGUACUGGUAGCUCUCCAGUCCCUCUUCUCGAAAAACCCGGAGACAGUCCAGCAUCUCCAAGUCCAUCCCCAAAUGCUCUGCCAAGUCAGCGUCGCAAGUUUCUCCAGCAGCUCAGAAGCAACAUUGUAUCAGCAACCUCCACACAGAGACCAGAGAGAGCUAAGAUAGAUGCUCUCCUGCAUGAGUCCUGGAUGAGAAAGGAUCCAAGAUCCACUGACUCAGAGCAGAAAAGGAAGCCUGGCCUGAACGCCGAUGAUAUAGAAGCACUGCUUGAGGAGUCCAGACAUAUGAGAGAAAAAUCCAGGGCCGAGAUUGCAAAAGCUGAGGAGAACUUAAGCCAUGCAAAACCCAUCUCAAGACAAGACAAGGACGGUAGAGAUACCCUUACUGCCUCUCAGCAGCCCUCAUCUCCAACAGAUAGACUUAAGGAGAGGCUUCCUGUAGAGUACUGUAGCAGUGUCGUUAGAGAGGACGGAGCCAGUACCGGUGCUAGACCAAAAUCAGUAGGGUCUUCUUUGAGCAGCAUGCAGAGACUUGGGGCCCAGAAUGGAAUGGAAAACGUUGCGAACCAUCAUCAAGGAAGCUACGGUACCACAAUGAAACACAGAAGACCACACAGUGCGCAUGAAUCACUGGAUAUGUAUAACUGUUCGGAUGCAAUUGAACGGGAAAUCCAGUGUCUCCGUGCAGCAUCUGCCGCCAUGAGCUCCAGAUCCCCCAAUCGGUCCCCGGACCUCCCUUCCUGGAGAUCACUACCCCUUAAUACACACCGCCACACACAGCCAUCGCCACCCCCUCUACAGAGGCAUCUUCCUUCUUGUGACCGUGACGCAUCACGUCACGCUUCUCCAAGCUACCAUUUUCUCAAUGGAGAACCAGCAAGACCAAAUCAGGGUGCUGCAUCUUCACAAACAAGAUCUCCGCAUCCCCUUGCCAUUCCACUCAUCGCAUUACAUCCACCCUCCCCUGAGGAGGUAGAUCCAUCCUCCAUCCCAGCCAUUGCUCGUGCCAAUGAGGUCCUCCAGGCUAGCUACAGGAGCUCCCGAAGUUCCAGCUCCCAAGCCUGGGACGCUCCCCCAGUUGCAUCUGGACCGUUGCAGUCAUCAUCGUCUGAUCCGCCGGUGCCGUCUUUGCUGUGGGGGGAAAGGACGGAGGCCUCUGAAAUUCCCGGCACCCAGACCAGCCCCAGAUACUCGGUAAGAGCUUCCAUGAACCAGGAAGGGACUCGGGAGUCAGCCUCAUCUCCGAAGUUAUUGCCUGCACAAUCGUCGCGCCCAUCUCUAGCCAAGAGGAGGGACAGGUUAGACUCUCCUGAGGCUCAACCAGUCAAGGAUUCCAUCAGUUCCCCACCUAGACGAUCUGGAAGACACAGCAGGCACAGCAGCCAGGAGAGAUUGACCCAAGACUUGCCCCCAAUUAUUGAGACUCCUCUCGUCACAUUGGACACACUCUAUCACCUAGCCGCUGAUCAGGCUAUGGCUCACUUGAUCAGAGAGACGACUUUGAUUGGUAAAGCAGAUGCCAAGGAAAGAGAGCACACUGCAGAGCAAAAUGGGUGGAGGUAUCAAAGGCAGGAAAAAGACAUUGUUUUGUGGCAGAAGAGCACUAAAUAUUGCUCUUUUGACAGUUUUCUUGGCCUGAGUGUACUGAAGGCUCCAGCACAGACCAUCUUCAAUCUCAUCAGCAACUCUGCAAGAUACAGCUGCUUGCAUGAAGCCAUUACAAAUGUAAAGCUACUUGAGUACAUAGAUAACACGGUGAAAGUUGCCUGCAUACUCUGUGAUACCGACAAAUGUUCCCUUCAAAAGUCACGUGACUUCUGUUGUGUGAUUAAGCAAACAUUUCAGGAUGGUAAAUGGUACAUCGCAGCAACAUCUGUAAACCACCCCUUGUGUCCUACAGUGUCUUCAGCUGUUAGAGGACAGAUUCUCUGUUGUGGGAUAUCCAUGGAACCAGUUUUAACAGAUGAUGGUGAACACUGCAUGGUGUCCUAUUUAUCACAGAUUGACCUCCAAGGUGACCUCAAACCAACUCUUGUCAACCACCUGACCAGCCAACUGCCGCUAUGUCUUGCACACCUGCGAGGCUGUGUUGAAAUCGGACAACUGUAAUCAGCCAGGGUUUUCAAUCUACUCCAGUCACUGCUUCCUGUCUCGUUCUGGACCCGUCAUCGGGUCUGCACGAGUAUCCACUUUGAAGCUCACACCAAAGCUACAGAUCAUGUUGUCGACACUUGUGAGUGCAUCCCCUCCUUGAUAUCAAAAGCUGUCACAUAUUCGGUGACAUUUAUGUCACUUAUCAUGGUUAAUAAGGGGCAUGUAUUGCUUGGCUAUUUGCACUGAUAUCAUGCCCCUUUGACUGUUUUUUUUUCUCCUUGACUCCACUGAAACAAUCUGUUCUACAGUCAAAACAGAAUGGACUCUACAUGUCUACCUGUUAGGGGCAAAGUCAGUUUGGGGCGAGGGGUCAGUAUUACUGCUAAAGGGAUGGAGGGGGAGGUCAACAGUCACAUCACUGCCAAAGACAAAAUGCCAAAUAUGAAGCCCAGUCCAAAUGCCUAAUCAUGUGUUUGAUUCCUCCGUGGCCUAACCUUCAGUUUAGACUGGCAUACCAGAGUUGUGCUGAACUAAUCUAUUCCAGAGAUGUGAAUUAAGUACAUGAGUAGUUUGAAUUAGGAGUGACCACUCAUGGCAGGAUGUUAAAAGAUUAACUAGUGCACUCAUUCAGAAUGACUUUUAAAUGCCUUGGUUUCAGAUGUCGCUCAUUUUGCAAGCUGAACUCAAGCAGGGCAAAUAUAUAUAAAUGUGAUCCACCAUCCCCAAACCAGGCUGAAGUCGAUAUUUGUGAUGUUGGACAAUUCCUCUCUUUCAGCUUUUUUUUCCCCUUUAAAGUGAUCCAUGUUCUCAUCGAAACUCUGCCUGCAGUGAGCUUAUUACGGAAAGUGAUAGCUGUAAAACACCCAUGAAAAUCUGAACAGUGGAAGUUCCACUAUUUUAAGGUUAUGAAGUUAACUACAUGUACUUCAGCAUGGUUUGGGAUGGUCGGUCACAGAUAUAUGUUAACUAGUAUGUUUGACCUUUAGUAUCUCUAAAUCCGCAGGCAGUGUUGGCAUUAUGGAUGCCAUGGCCGAUGUAGACUUGUGAAUAUAAGCGAUGUAAAUGAUAAGGAUGAUGCAGUUCUGUGGUUUUCAUUGAAAUCCUGUUACGCAGACAGAAAUUUAAUUAACUUUUGUGGUGGGCUAUGUUAUGUUGGAACUACUGCCAGGUUAUAAUGCCUGCCUUCAUCCACGCUCUCUCCUUUUAUCUGUGCU
This is a messenger RNA of Acanthaster planci (crown-of-thorns starfish), 17354 nucleotides long. RefSeq lists its product as uncharacterized. Gene Ontology annotation, biological process: microtubule-based movement. The record is from RefSeq and is a predicted model, not a curated record. Lineage: Eukaryota; Metazoa; Echinodermata; Asteroidea; Valvatida; Acanthasteridae. Gene Ontology annotation, molecular function: microtubule binding; lipid binding; microtubule motor activity.